AUGCAGGGAAAGGAAUGUCGUGAUGUGGGAGGUAGUGCCAAUGGAAAUGCUGCCGAUGACGAAUGGACGCAGUGUAACCUGGAUUGGUGUAACUUGCCUGGUCACUGUAAACAUUUAGAACGAUUGAUAUCCGGAGAUGUUUACCAUGUUGACGACGCAAACAUCGCUGCAUCCGGGACUUUUGAUCCUUCUAUGGGUACAAACAGAUCUAGACUAGACACACCACAAACGGAAACCUUGAGAGGAGGCUGGGCAGCCGAAUAUGGUGAUGAUGUCAACCAGUGGAUUCAAGUUGACCUUGGUGACGUUAUGUUAGUGAAUGGAGUUAUUACUCAAGGAAGCGCUAGCUUGAACCAAUGGGUUACAUCAUACAAAUUAUUUUACGGUAAAACUGAGGAGAAUCGGGAGGAGUACAGAAAGGUCCUAACAGGAAAUGUGGACCAAAACAGUUACGUUACUAACGUGAUUGAACCACCCGUGCUAGCCAGAUUUGUGCGCAUUAAUCCUCAAACCUGGAAUAUUCACAUAAACAUGAGAUUUGACGUCAUCGGAUGUUCCAUUCCAGAAGGGAAUAGUGUGGAUGAAAAGGGGGGCUAUGUAGGGCUGAAUACGAUGCCAAGUGGUGUUAUAACAAUAAAUGAUAGCGUACCCUCGAGUAAACUCAACAACACGUUCUGUUUAGAAGCGUGGAUAGAUAUCACUAGGUUAGAACAACAUAAUGCAACUGUUUUUAUUAAGGUGUCUGACACCUUUGGAAUGAUAUUCAGUAAUUCCAUUGACAACAUUGAGCUUCUUACCUAUCUCACUUCAAAUGAUGCAAGAAAGGUUCACACGGUAAAACUAAAUAUGGAAAUCGUGAAACAUUCAAAUAUACUUCAAAUAACUAUGACAAGAGAUGAGGAAAUGAUCGGAUACUUUCUAAAUGGAGUCCAAAUCUUCACCAGUGUAACAGCAGAACAAGAUACCCCAUUGAAUGAAACCACAAAGGAUUUUCUUGUGUUUGCAAGUGGUAACGUCACUAUCUAUUCAGUACAUCUGCAAAACACAAGCUGUUUCGAGACGGAGACAUAUAAAAAUGCCCAAACACUGAAGAAAACUGGCUGCGAGACAUCAGAUAAAAGUACUAGACUAUCAUGUCAGGGGGACGAUGUUCUAGUUAUUGAUACUGUCGAAGUGGGACAAAGCAACAACAGCAAUGGAAUCAACUAUUUGUGUGGGUUUGAGUACAACUCCUCGUGCAAUAUCCAGCCAGUUGGGAACAUCAAUGAGAUCAAGGACAAGUGUGAUAAGCAAAAUGAGUGCAUAGUAAACUAUGAUGAUUAUUCCAAUCUCAGACCUAAUGAUUGUGAUGAAAGCCACAACGUAACAGCAGUUAUCAAAUACCACUGCAUAAAUAUUUCCUCAUUAUUGGACACAAUUCAGAUGUUUGAUAUCAAGGUGCAUACUGACGGGGAUGAAACUGGAAUUGAUUAUUGCAUCAAAGGGGCAGAUGCUCAACAUUCAAUUCCUGUUCUGUAUGAGUGUGGAGAUUCUAUGUUUGGGGAUCGUGUGGCUAUUGUAUUAGACAGCAAUCAAAACCCAGAUUGGAUGAUUUGUAAUGUUGAGAUUUACGCUACACAAGUAUCCUAUGGUCCAACGACGUGUAAAAAUAGACACAAUAAUCAACCAACAACUGAUGACAUUGUCACAACAAAUACUGGAUUCAUCACAACUGAUGACAUUGUCACAACAAAUACUGGUGUCAUGACAACUGAUGACAUUGUCACAACUGAUUACAUCGUCACAACGAAUACAGGAGUUAUCACAACUGAUGACAUCGUCACAACGAAUACUCCAACGAUCACAACUGGAGUCAUCACAACUGGUGACAUUGUCACGACUAAUACUGGACCCAUCACAUCUGAUGCCAAAGUCACGACAAAUACUGGCACCACCAAAACUGAUGAGAUUGCCACAACAAAAACAGGAACCAUCACAACGGAUGAAAUCGUCACAAGGGAGACAGAAACCAUCACAACUGAAGUCGUUUUAACCACGAAUACUGGAACCAUCACAACUGAUGACAUUGUCGCACAAAGAAAUCGUGAUAUCUCAACAACAACUAGAACCACCAAACAAACUGUCAUCUCUACUUCAUAUCCAAACCAAACAAUUCCAACUGGAUUUAAAGCAUCGCCAGAAACUGCUAUGACCAAAACUUCACCUUUGAUGAUUGUAUUUAAAGACAUAGCAGAGGAAGCUGAAAAGGCUGAUGAAUAUGUGUAUAUUAAAAGAAUCGAGUAUGAGCCACGUGAAGCGAAAUAUGCAGCUGCUAUAGCAAUCCCAGUAUGUGUCCCACCUAUUAUCUUUAUCUCGGUGGUCGUUAUUUUAGACCUCCCAAAGCUUAUAAUGGAUAUCACACAAGCUUAUAAUUUAAUUGUAUAUGGAACAAAAAAGAAACCAAAGAUUGGGCCGAAAGCGCCCAUAUUGAAGGCGAAUGAACCUAAAAUUGAAAAUGACAAUAUCAAAACAUAA
Owenia fusiformis is the source of this 2514-nucleotide messenger RNA. NCBI's taxonomy places the organism in Eukaryota, Metazoa, Annelida, Polychaeta, Sabellida, Oweniidae. The record is from the annotation of a GenBank genome assembly.